Magallana angulata is the source of this 5822-nucleotide messenger RNA. RefSeq names its product ribosomal protein S6 kinase alpha-5-like. The transcript is spliced from 16 exons. Lineage: Eukaryota; Metazoa; Mollusca; Bivalvia; Ostreida; Ostreidae. The record is from RefSeq and is a predicted model, not a curated record. The coding region runs from base 101 to 2806 and encodes 901 amino acids. Gene Ontology annotation, molecular function: protein serine/threonine kinase activity; ATP binding; magnesium ion binding. Gene Ontology annotation, biological process: regulation of DNA-templated transcription; intracellular signal transduction; protein phosphorylation.
UAGGAUUGUGGGUAAAAACGACGAAAACGAGCUGAUGAUCAUGGACUAACGUAAACACCUGUGGGUUGUAAACAGGACAAGAUCGGCUAAACGUAAGAAGAUGGAGGCCGCUAAUUCCCAGUCAGACACCCGGAAUGGGGGAGGAACAGUUACCCACGAGCUGGUUAACGUAAACAUGGAGGGACGUGACAAAGUCGGAAUGAAAGAUUUUGACCUUUUGAAAGUUUUAGGAACAGGUGCAUAUGGCAAAGUUUUCCUAGUCAGAAAAACAACAGGAAAGGACCAGGGAAAACUGUAUGCCAUGAAAGUCUUGAAGAAGGCCUCCAUCGUUCAGAAAACCAAGACGACAGAACACACCAAGACAGAGAGGCAGGUCCUCGAGGCCAUAAGGCAGGCCCCAUUCCUAGUCCGCCUCCACUAUGCCUUCCAGACAGAGGCCAAAUUGCACCUCAUCCUAGACUAUGUAAAUGGAGGAGAGUUGUUUACACAUCUGAAUCAACACGAGCAGUUUACUGAAGACCAGGUCCGUGUGUACAUUGGAGAAAUUGUACUAGCACUGGAAAAUCUUCACAAAUUGGGCAUUAUCUAUAGAGAUAUCAAACUAGAGAAUAUUUUGUUGGACUCGGAGGGUCACAUUGUACUGACAGACUUUGGCCUGAGUAAAGAGUUUUUACCCUCGGACAAAAACUAUAGGGCUUACUCUUUCUGUGGCACCAUCGAAUACAUGGCCCCUGAAGUAGUAGAAGGGGGCAGCUCUGGCCAUGACUUUGCAGUUGACUGGUGGUCUCUCGGUGUUCUGACCUAUGAGUUGUUAACUGGUGCUUCACCGUUCACAGUGGAUGGCGAAAGAAAUACACAAUCGGAAAUAUCAAAACGAAUCUUGAAAGCAGAGCCCCCUAUGCCACGGGAGUUUUCUGCAGAAGUGAAAGAUUUCAUCAGACGGUUACUUACUAAAAACCCAGAAAAUCGGCUUGGUGCAAAAAGUGCUGAGGAAGUCAAAAAACACAAAUUCUUCAAGGGUCUCAACUGGAAGCAUCUUGCAGAGAGGAAAGUGCCUCCCCCAUUUGUGCCAAAAAUUUCCCACGAGCUUGAUGUUGGUAACUUUGCCACUGAAUUCACAAAUAUGGCUCCCCAAGACUCCCCUGCAGCUGUUCCAAUGAAUGUGGAGAAAAUGUUUAAGGGUUAUUCUUAUGUGGCUCCUUCAGUCAUAUUUAGUGAGAAUACCAUCAGUAAUAAUUUACUGUGUCAUGACAAUUCAAACCAACCAAGAGAUAUUCAAAUCAGAUAUGCUAGUCAUUUUAAGAACUCCGCAUUUUUUCAAAAUUAUGAAAUUGAUUUGUCUGAGAAGCCAAUAGGAGAUGGAAGCUUCUCUAUAUGUCGUAAAUGUCUCCACAAGGCUACUCAGAAACAAUAUGCAGUGAAAAUAGUCUCUCGUCGGUUGGAUUGCACUCGGGAAGUCAACCUCUUAAGAAAGUGCCAGGGUCAUCCAAACAUAGUCACUCUUCAGGAAAGCAUGGUUGAUGAGUUCCAUACUUAUAUUGUCCUGGAACUACUAAAGGGAGGAGAAUUGUUAGACAGAAUCAGGAAAAAGAAAAGUUUCACUGAACCAGAGGCUAGUAAUAUCAUGCUCAAAUUAGUCAAUGCUGUAGACUUCAUGCACUCUAAAGGGAUUGUUCACAGGGAUUUAAAACCAGAGAACCUGCUCUUUGUUGAUGAAUCUGAGGAUGCAGAGAUCAAGAUUGUCGAUUUUGGAUUUGCUCGCCUGAAACCAGAGAUGAAGAAGUUGGAGACACCAUGUUUUACCUUGCCAUAUGGAGCUCCGGAGGUCAUGAAACAGAUGUCAGGAACCAAGGAUGGCUAUGAUGAGGCCUGUGAUCUAUGGAGUCUUGGUGUUAUUCUAUACACAAUGUUAUCUGGAAAAGUUCCAUUUCAAACCAAGAGCAAAAAUGACAGUGCCUCUACCAUCAUGAGGAGAAUAAAAGAUGGGCAGUUUGAUUUCUCAAGCUCAGAGUGGAAGGAUGUGUCCCAGAAAGCAAAGGACCUGAUUCAAGGUUUGCUAACUGUUGAAGCCAGUGAAAGAAUGACAAUGCAAGCUGUGAAGAAUAGUGAGUGGUUGAUGGGAAGUGACAGUCAAGUGUACUCAGUGACCCCUCUCAGGACCCCAGGGGUGUUGUGUCACAGUAACACAGUGGUUCAUUCUCAACUCUCCGCCACAAUGGAUGCCUUCAAAAAGGCAACCAUGGAGGGUUUCAGACUGCAGAAUGUGGAAGGGGCUCCUCUGUAUAAAAGGCGAAAGGAGAAACGCAACUCAGGGGAGGGAAGAAAUAACUCGACUGAUUCCUCCAAUUCCAAUUCCAGCACAGGAGGGGGAACCCAGAACAGUGCGUCCUCACCAAUCUCUGUGCGACACCUGUCCAGUACCUCUAGCACUUCUCACAGUUCUACCUGUAGCAUGGGCUUUGUUCCCAAAAUACCUCAGGACGUUAAUUUAGACGACUCUGGCCAGUUUGACAUAUUUGAGAAUAGUCAGAGCAUCAGUACUCCAAAGUUCUCUCUGGGAGACUCCGAUCCGGGAGAGAAAACUCUCACCCCUCUCCCCCGGGGCACAAAAAGAGUCCACAGCGAGCUGUUAGAGAGUGUGGAGUCGGAUGAUGGAGACAAUGAUGAUGAUAUAGAUGAUGAUGAAGAUGAAGACGGAAAUGAUGAAAGUGUCAUUGUUGUGUCUGAUGAUGACUCAGAUGGAGAUGGCCCUCAUUUGAAUGUUAAAAGACCCCGAACGGACACUAUCGUUAUCCCCGAUGACUGAUCAUUUCAUUGGGUGGGUUAGAAUAGAAUUAUUCUCUUUUUCUUGCCUUGAGAUGUGAUUCUUUUACCACAUUUACAUGGAGAAUGUUUUGAACAACUUGUUAUUUUGAGAUAUAUGUUUAGAUUUUGUUGAGACUUUUAUAUUGGUUUUACUAAUAUAUAAUUGAUACAGGUUUUAAUGAUUGGAAUACAGUUUGAGUCAUCUUAGUACUUGUUUUGGUUUUAGAAAAAAAAACUGUCAGAGGCUUGAAUUGGAAAAUAACUAUGACUUUUUAUGAACUGUCAUAAUACCAAGGGUAUACAUGAAAAGUUUAUAGAAUACAAUAAUCAAUUUAGAAAUACUCUUUUUGAUUAUACAGUUGUGCAUGUAUAAUGAAAUAGAAGUCAUCAUUGGAAUGGAUUUUGAUGUGUUUGAGGUUUAUUAUAUUUACGAUAUGAUUAAACUGAUCAUUAAUGUAUGUAAUUGGAUCUCCAUUCUUCAUUACCUGACGUUUUGGAAUGUGUACCUCAUUCUUGAUUUCAAAUACAGUAAAUGAUAAUCUCGUGUUUAGAAAAAAACCCAUUUUCCAAUUUACAAAGGUACUGAUAAUCCACAUAUUGAUUCUGAUGGCUUGAGAACACACAUACCCAAAUGGUAGUGAUGGGGUAUCAAAAAAGAAGAAUUUUGACUCAUUUGUAAGAUAUUUUUUUGGAAGGUUUAAAAUUGUGGAAUUGCCAAUAUUUUUCUCAGUCUGGUACAGUAAAAAAAGUUUUUAUAUUGAUAUGAUUUUGAGCAUUAUUUUUUCCCAUGGUUAUUACAUGUAUAUAUAUUUCUUUGUACAUGUAACUUGUUUCAGUACUUAUAAAAUCCUGCAAUGAAAAAUGGCACUACCAUAGUUUUAAGAAUAUGAAUUUCUUGUACAUGAAUUUUCACUUUUAUACUGUACAAAGGAUUUACUAUACAUUUUCACUUUCAUAUUUGUGCAUACUUGAAUCAUUUUUGGAAGAAAUUUUGCUUUUACAAAGAAAAUGAGUUGAUGCAUACUUAGUUAUUUUAAACAACAAAUGAUCUUCCAAUGUACAUAUAUCAGCAUAUUUGUAUUGUCAGAUUGAAGAAAAAUACCGCUAAUGAAAGCAUUGAAGAUUUGCUUUUUAAAAAAGCAAAACAAUUACAUUUGUAUACAAGUACAUCUUUAUAAGGAGGUAUCAUGCAAGUUUUCAUAAAUUUUGUUUUAACGGAAUCAAACAUUUCUGAAUUUGAGUUGAAAUUUCAUACUCUUUUGCAUGUUAUGCUAGUAAUGCUAUGUAUUUUGACAAAAUACAUCAAAAUGAAAUGAUGCUUCUGUGUAAUUCCAAUAAAGUUGCUCAAACCAAUUUAAGACUGUUAUCCCAAAUGGCAGCUUUGCAUUAGCAUUUUCCUUCAUACCUCUUCUGUGAAUAUAUGGCUUUUUAAGGGCAGACAACUUUUCUCCUUUGUUUUAAGAAGCACAUCUAUUUUUAUGUAUGUAUAUGAUUUCUUACAAUAUUUUCUUUUUUCAGUGUUUUAUUAUUUAUCUUCAAAACUGUACUAUCUGAAAAAAUUUUGAUGGAAGAAUUGGGGAUCCAAAUUGGAAUUCUUAAUCAAAAUUUUUGAAAGCUUUUUUGAGAUUCUAAUGAGCAGAACAUUUUCUGUAUUUCAUACCUUGUGUGAAAAAAAAUUACUGUUGUUUAGUUGUUUAUUCUCCCUUAAUUGAUGUACAUAUUUACAGUAUUUAGAAUGAAUUUCAAAUCUUAAUGGAAAUUUGCACUAUUAGUUCAGUGAAUUUUGGAGGUUUACAUGUAAAAGAAAUAUAGGGUCCACACAGUAGCAGUGAUAGCAACUCAUUGUGUUUCAAUUGCCAUUUUGUGUUGUUAGGUUUUGAUUGAGAGAGAAAAUUUAAUUGUAAAAUUUGUUACUCUUUUUGAAGGAAUUUAAAGUCAUAUGUAUUGAUAUGUUUAUUGUAUAACUUGUAACCUUCUUUCAUUCUGUGCAAUACAAAUCAUUUUGUAGUUGAACAUCGUAAUGUUAGUAAAUUAGUGAGACUACAUGCAGUGCUGAGAAAGAAUUGGUGCAUUAUUAGAGUGUUGUUUUUUGGUCCAUGUACUUCUCUCCGAGGUACUGGUAUAUAUUGAUUCUAUGUACAGAAGACUUCUCUGAAAGUUGUGGUGACUGAGCUUGUAUUUGAACAGCUUUUUACCAAUAUCUUGAAUUAAACUUUUUCUCUGGAUGAAAUUGUAGCAGUCAUAUCAAUGAAAUCGCCUUCUUCCAUUGCUUGAACAAAGUUAUGUGUAGAUUGAUAAUUCCCUACAGUGUUAAUAUGAAGCAUUAAUAGGAGUGGACUGAUCGAGUUGUUGGUGAAAUUUAUCAAUGUAUGAAUGUUGUUUUAUCUGGUAUAGAAUGUUGUUCUAUUUGGAAUAGUAUAUUGUUAGUUUUUAUUCAUGUUUAUUGUUGAAGUCUGGAAAAGAAAACGCAUAGAAUAUUGCAUGUCUUAAGAUACAUAUUUAUAUUUUAAUUCUCUUCUUUUGAUAUAUACAGGGCUCAAAAUUUCUAGUUAAAAAAUGCACAUUCAGUCUACUUGGAGAUGUAGAGAGCUUUGCAGAUUGUGUUUUACUGUUUAUAAUGGAAACUUAUUUUUAUACCUUGUCUAAUUAUUAUAAUAUUAUUAUUAUAAUUACCAUAUAGAUUAUUUCUGAAGUGGUGAAUUGUUAUUGUUAUAUUGGUAUAUGAUUUUAUGUUUGUUAGAAAUGGAGGCAAGUCUGUGUUUUCUGUGAUAUUUGGAUUAAAUUAAGGAGCUUGAUUUCCUGUCAUAGGCAGUCAUUAUAGAAUCUUUAUUUUGUUUGUUUUGCCGAGGUUUUGUCCUGCAAUGUCGAAUGAUUUGUAUAUUUCUCAUGUUGUAUGUAUGUUUUGUGUAGUUCAUUACAAUAUCAUUGUUGAAAAAAGUCUUUGUUAUAGAUGUAUCUUCUCACUCUUGUAUUUUUAAGGAUAUAAAAAAUAAAUGAAUAAAUUUCAAAAAUUGACA